UUGGAUAUGUACAAGUCCAUAAAAACACUUCUCUUGAUAUGAUAUAAUAAUAUAAACGAAAGAAAAACUAAACAUAACGUUGAUGUUAUUGCCGACUCACGGGUCGUUGAUAGCUGCUACAACUAGAAACGGUGAAGCUAUCACCGUCUUGUUUUAAUUUCAUGAUUUACGGUAGUAAAUAACUUUUUUCUUAUACAUUCUCAUACAAAAUUAAAAGUUUAUAAAUAAGUAAAUACAUUUUGUAUUAAAAAGUAAAUCACAGUACUCAAUUUUUCAAAUGAAUGUCUUAACAAGAUAUGUCACAUGCUUACUUGAAAGCAUAAGCGUUACUAUGAGAUGAUCUACAUCCUCGCCACUUGGGCCUUUAUUAGAGUAAAUUAUCCUUUUAUCGAAGUACCCGUUAAAGUAAUGUUACUGUACUCGAUACUCAAGAAACUUUGCUUGCAGAAUAUCAUCUACCCACUACUGCAAUAUUUCUGGCAACCGCAAUAUAUCGAAUUCAUAAAAUAGAUCGGUAAUACCUUCCGAUUUCCGAUGGGGCGUUAAUAGCUGCGUUUACCUUAUGCAACUUUGUUGCUCUCCAAGGGUAAUGUAUGUAUUAUAUAAUUAAUGGCAUCAUGAACGUAACUAACAAACGUGACAAACAUGAACGUGACAAAGUAAUAUGCGAUAAAAUAAGACAAAUUUAAUAUUAAUAGUUCAUCAUUUCGUCAUAAACGCUGUACGUCUUCGCGUCUAUAUUAAAUAUUUAAAUAAUAAGUGUUUUACCAUGUUGUGGAUAAUAUUUGGAUUGUUGACUGUUGUGGUAGUUGUAGUAGUAUUGAUUUAUUUGUACGGUACGCGGACGUUCAGCUACUGGGCCAAGCGUGGGGUCAGGCACGAUGCUCCCAUACCAUUCUUUGGCACCGCGAAACGUCAGUUCCUCCACCAAAUAUCCGUUGCUGACAUGUACCAUGAAAUGUACCAGAAGUAUUCAAGCGAAAAAUUCGUCGGAUACUAUCUCAUGACUACUCCCGUGCUGGUUUUAAGGGAUCCCGAAUUAAUUAAAUGUCUUUUAGUGUCAGAUUUCAAUUACUUCUCCGCCAGAAAUAUGCUCCCAAUGGACGAACAUCCUGAACCUCUGUUGAAAAACCUGUUUUCCUGUGAAGGAGAUCUCUGGAAAUUGUUGAGGCAAAGGAUGACUUCCGCGUUCACGACUGGUAAAUUAAAGGCGAUGUUUCCCCUGAUCGUGGCGCGCGCCGAGAAGCUGCAGCGAGUGGCGGGGGAGGCGGCGGCGAGCGGCGCCGAGGUGGACGUGCGCGACCUCAUGGCGCGCUACACCACCGACUUCAUCGGCGCCUGCGGCUUCGGCAUCGACACCGACACGCUCAGCGACAACAACAACAUGUUCAGAAAGCUGGGUAAACGCAUAUUUGUCCAAACAAAAAGAGAUGCUAUUGUAACAAUCCUUAAAUAUGCCAUUCCGAGUUUGAUGACCAGAUUCCACUUCUUUUCACCGGAGGUCGAGAACGUUACAGUGAAGUUGGUAAAAACCAUAAUGGCAGAGCGGAAUUAUAAAAACUCGGGCAAGAAUGACUAUAUCGAUAUGCUUUUGGAUUUAAAAGGAAAAGGGAAAAUGAUAGGUGAAUCUCUGAUGCAUACUAAAGCUGAUGGUACUCCUUGUAUGGCCGAGAUUGAGAUGGACGAUGAAGUCUUGGUAGCACAAGUGUUCCUAUUCUUUGCAGCCGGGUCCGAGACGUCUUCGGCGGUAUCUAGUUACACGCUGCACGAGCUGGCGCACCAUCCCGAGCACCGAAGGAGGUGUCAGGAGGAGAUCGAUGCAGUACUAGCACGUCACGAUAAUAAACUAUCUUAUGACUCCGUUAGGGAAAUGAAGUUUUUGGAUAUGUGUUUCAGUGAAGGCAUGAGGCUAUUCCCCUCCGUCGGUUUUCUGCAGCGCAUGUGCGUAAAACCCUACAUUAUCCCGGGCACAGACAUGACCAUAGAUCCCGGGGUCAACAUCAUAGUCUCGGUCAAGGGCCUGCACCUGGAUCCGCAGUACUUCCCGGAUCCGGAGGAGUUCCGGCCGGAACGGUUCCACCCGGACAAUGUCUCCGCAAUCAACAAAUAUACAUAUUUGCCGUUCGGAACCGGACCGAGAGCUUGUAUUGGUGAGCGUCUUGGCUACAUGCAGUCCCUGGCCGGGCUGGCUGCCCUGCUGAGCCAGUUCUCCGUGGCUCCCAGCAUCAGCACGCUCCGAAAGCCAAUCAUUGAUCCCAAGGUUUUAGGAGUCCAGAGCGUCAAAGGAGGUCUGCCCCUAACCCUCACCGCCAGAAAGAAGAUAAAGGCUUAAACGAACUCUGCGUUUAUUUUAAUUUGAUAAAGCGUGCAUUGCCACAAUAUUUAAUUAGUAACUAAUAACUUUUCCUUUUUGAGGUACACGGAACAGUAAAAACGAUUGAGACGAGCCAAGAGUAUACCUAAUUCAAGAUGGCGGCUAACCCACCUACCUCUCAAGGUCGUUCAGAUCAUGAGUGAGUGAGUGUCAUAAAUGCGAAACAUUGCUUUCGCUCAACUUCGGAACUAAAUGACCUACAGACUUGAAAUUUUGGAUUUUAAGUAUGUGAUUAUAGUUUACUGGAUGACGAAAAUUUCUGCGUUCUGGUCUUAUCCAGAGGUUCUCAAGUAGGGGCCUAAGAAUGAGGCGAAAUGGUUCCAAUAAAGGAUGGUACGGCAGUGUUUGCUUCGCGCUCGACUUUGCGGGGGCACUGCGGUGGCCUCCGAUGCACACAUAUUUUUUCACGAUUUUAUAAGUCAUAAACACGCCCCAUACAACUGAACUUGUGCUGAUCUUCACACUUAUAAAACUGUUUAAAAACGAACAUAGGUUAGGUUAGGGUUAGGUACAGUCAACACCACAGCUGUGAACACAGACAAAGUGCCAAAAAUAUGUAUACACACCUUCAUGUACAGCGUGCGUAGCCGAAU
This is a messenger RNA of Leguminivora glycinivorella, 2967 nucleotides long. RefSeq names its product cytochrome P450 6B2-like. Gene Ontology annotation, molecular function: heme binding; oxidoreductase activity, acting on paired donors, with incorporation or reduction of molecular oxygen; iron ion binding. The coding region runs from base 770 to 2332 and encodes 520 amino acids. NCBI's taxonomy places the organism in Eukaryota, Metazoa, Arthropoda, Insecta, Lepidoptera, Tortricidae. The transcript is spliced from 3 exons. The record is from RefSeq and is a predicted model, not a curated record.